Molecule: messenger RNA, 2330 nt
Organism: Cuscuta europaea
Lineage: Eukaryota; Viridiplantae; Streptophyta; Magnoliopsida; Solanales; Convolvulaceae
Source: the annotation of a GenBank genome assembly
AUUCCUUUCUACGGAACGAAGAAGCAAUUUGUCGAGGAAUGAGAAACCACUGGCGAUUGAUUCUUCUUCUCCGGUCAUCUCACCCAAACGUAGCAAGAAGCACAUAUCACUCUCGCCUCAAUGGGCAGCUAGGGAACACUUUCCGCUACAUUGCUUCUGCGCCCUUCCACUUCCGUGCACAUCAUAUCUCUCCUUUCCGAACCUCUACACCGUUCCGUUGGUUUUCUACAUCUGAUCUCGCCAGCGAUCACAACGGCCAGUCGGAUCCAAUUACUACUGUGUAUGAUAUCUUUUCUAAGGCGGACAAAAGCAAUGAGGAUAUCCGGCUUGAUUUAGAGUCCAAUGGUGUUGCUAUUACUCAUGAUUUGGUUCUUAGGGUUUUGCGUAGUCAUGGAUUUGCCCCUGAAUCCGCGCUUAGGUUUUUUGACUGGGUUUCGGAGAAUGAUAGCGACAGAUUAAGCUCAAAGUCCUACAAUCUUUUGCUAGGUUUGCUGGUUAACAGUGGCAAUGUGAAUGAUUUCUGGGAAAUCGUUGAUGCAAUGAAGAAGAAAGGGUACGGAGUGUCUAAGGGUGCUUUUAGUAGGGCUUUGGGGAAAUUUGAGAAGGAAGGUUUAGUUGAUGACAUUAAGAAGCUGAACCACAUGUAUGCUUCUGGAUCAACGGACAAUUCCAUAGAAAAAGUUGUUUCAAGGAUAUGCAAGAUUAUACGCCAAAAUGUUAUGUGGGAUUAUAAUUUGGAAACCCAACUGCGGGGUUUCAACUAUACCAGUGAUUUGGUUUCAAUGGUUUUGAUGAAUCUUGAAAAUGAAAUCAACAAAGGGAUGAUAUUUUUCAGGUGGAUUGAAGAGACUGGUUUGUUCAAACAUGAUGGUUGUACAUAUAAUACUAUGGUGAGAGUUUUGGGCAGAGAAGGUUCAACUGAGAAGUUUUGGAGGGUUAUGAGUGAAAUGAAAGACAAUAGUUAUGAAAUGGAAACCUCCACAUACCUUGAACUCUUCGAGCAUUUCACUAGUAAGAAAAUGAUUAAAGACGCUGUUGAACUCUAUGCAUAUGCAAUGUCUGGUGAAAACAAGCCAUCUCUGCAGGAUUGCACUUUUCUCUUAAAGAAAAUAGUUGUUAGCAAGGAUCUUGAUAUGGAUUUGUUCUCACAAGUUUUGAGGGUCUUCAAAGAAAGUGGGAAUAUGCCAACAAAAUCCAUUCUUGAUGCUAUCUUGAAGUCAGUUUCCAGUACUGGAAGAUGGGAUGAAUGCAAUAAGAUUUUGACAGCUUUGGAAAACUUUGGUCUCUUACCUAACGAGUCUCAGCAAAGUAAGAUUUUAUAUUAUCAUAGUUUGUAUGAAAAGAGCGACGAAGUAACUGAGUUGUUGACCAAUAUGGACUCAUCAGAUUCAAGUCUGAGUUAUAGAGCUUGGGCAUCAUUGGUUGAGGGAUACUGUGAUGCUGGAAAUCUAUGCAAAGCCUCCGAGGUUCUUGAGAAAAUGAUUGGAAAAGAAGUUCCUGCUUGUGCUGGGAAUGUUCUAGAAUCAUUGGUGUCAGCAUACUGUUGUGAGAAGAAAACUAAAGAUGCAUUUGGACUUGUGAAGAAUUUGGUAAAUGAGAAAGGUUUACAUCCUCUGCGAAGCACCUAUAAGCUGUUAGCAGGGAAAUUGUUGAUUAAGGGGUAUUUUUCUGAAGCUGUAGAAGUUCUUCAUAUGAUGAAGAAUCAUGGGUACCCACCUUGUAUAGGUGGGUUCAUCAAGUAUCUGUCCAAAGAUGGAAGUGCCGAGGAUGCCCUAAAGUUUUCAAAAGCGAUGACUGUGAAGAAGUUUCCUUCAAAAACUGUAAUUCUCAAUCUGUUUGAAGCAUAUUUUAAAGCAGGAAGGCAGAAUACAGCUCAAGACUUUCUUGCCAAAUGUCCAAAGUACAUACGUGACAAUGCUGACGUGUUGAAUCUGUUUUAUUCCAAGAAAUGUGAGAGAUCAAAUGAGACUGAAACUGUUGCUGUUGCAGCCUAGUAGUCAAAUAGCCGUUUAUCAUCUAAUGUAUUUUGUCACUCAGGUGGAGUUUUAAAUGUUGAAUUUUUAAGAGCUUUUUGUAUCGAUUUCCAAAUGUUUUCUUGCUUGAAUCCGAAUAAAUUUUUUUAAAUCUUUUUUCGUUUUUGUUUUCAUUUUAAUCAUGUUCUAUAUAUAGCUUACCCGCCUGGAAAACACAUGAGAAGAUUUUGUGUAAAUUUCUUCUAAGUUGUACCUGCAUAUCUUGCAGAUCAUUUCCUUUUUUUUAUACAUACCUUGCUUUUUGGACAGUAGGUUCUUUUGCUUGUUAUAAUUAGAACAAAUUGUCUCUGAAGUCCG